AUUAUUGUCGGUCUUCUUCAAAUCACCCGAGUUAUGCACAACUUCAACAGUGUAUUCGGGCCCGAGUGUGUUUAUUGAAAAGUUUGUUGACUUGAGCCGAGGAAUGGGGUCCAUAUAUCAGCUAAGGUUGCCUUCGAAUAUUCUCAAAGUUUGAUGAGUAAGAGUGAACCGAGAUUAUACAGGCCAAGUCCAGAUCAGGUUAAUCAAGAACGCCAUGUAUAGACAGACCCGCGGAAAGUCGUAACAGCGAAAUUAAAGAAAGCGAACGAGAAGAUAAUAUUUCCUGCUCGUGUUUGCGUGUAUACGUGGUAGCAUGAUAAUGUCAUAUAAUUAUUGUCUCGAAUGACAAUUUUCACCAAGAAAUAUGAAUAUCUCCUUACAGUUUACGUGUUACCAGCGCCGACACUCAUGUCUCUAAAAAUACAGGAUGGCAACAACAGUAUUGGACGAUGUCAACGGAACGUCCGUCUACGAAGAAAGCACAUAUGUCCCCGUCGACGUACCAAACCUUCCGCGGUGUAGGUGGCCUGCUCCACAUCCAGAUUGGACCGUAGCCUUCGCAGUAUGGGGAAACUCCUGGUUAGCUCAUAUCAUCAUCUUUGUCAUCGCCUAUGCCAUUCUUGCCAUAUACAGUGGUUCCGUCCUAUGCUACCUUGUUUGGAAGCGUUGUAGCGCCGAACGUGGAGCCCACGAUGGGGUUCUUACAAAACGGUUGAUUAACCUCCGAAUAGCCCUUCAUUCUCUGGUGUUCGUUGCCUGCUCCGCCAGAACAAUGUCCCUGGGGAUCGACCCAUACGGAACGAGGAGGAUUCUUAAAUGCCCAAGUGGCGUGGUUCUUUGGUCUUUGGGAUGGCCCUCCCUGGUGGCGUCCUUCAGUAUCCUGCUUCUGCUCCUCCUGGAAACGACCCGACUGUCUCUGGCUCCUCCUCGAAUCCAACGCCCCUCUGUCCUUGCGAGCAUCAUAGCUGUCAGCCUGGGUUAUGUCCUCUUUUCCGACUUCCUAGUGGCUUACGACAACUCCACCAAGUACGCGGUGACAGUGUGUCAACUGCUCUUCAUCCUUUGGGGUAUAUUGCUCUUCUUCGGGUUCAUCUUCGUCUGGUGGAAGAUCCACAGCAACCUCAUGGCUAGUUCUCGAGGUCAGACUCAAACAUCGUCCAACCGAGACAGCAGUGACAAUUCUAAAAUGCGCAAGUUGAACACCAUCAUCUUCGUGAGUGCAGCGAUUGGUAUCUGUCUCACGGUUACCAACCUCUACUGGGUGUCCUCAACCCUUGAUAAGUCUUAUCGACCUGAAGCACUUAAACCAUGGUCCUGGUUAGCGUUCAGUACAUGUCAAAGAUUCUUGGAAAUCGGUAUCUCCAUCAUGAUCCUCUUGACAGUGUCAAAGAGCAGAGAGAACAGUAAGGUUGACGAUACUGGAAAGUCUGGCAACACCAUCCCUACUGCGACAGCAUAGGUUUCAUUUAAGAUUUAUUUAUUAUUUUUAUCUUAUAGUCAUACUUUGAAUGAACUUUGCUCGGCAAUCAUUUAGGAAUCGUCUUGCUUUCAUUUCUUGUAUAGUGUGUUGUUAAUUUCGCUUCAGAUUUAUAAAUGUACAUAUUUACUCGAUACCACUCUAUUCUCAUUCUAAAGCUAGCUUCUUACAUAUGAAUUAUCUGUCAAUUUAAGUAAAUUGAAAAGAUACAUUUGUACAUAAUUGUGUUUAUUUAUUUACAUUUCACAAAAUCUUCACAACGAGCUCUUUCUUAGAGAUUAUCAGUGUUUAUUUUACAUUUUGUUGAAUUUUGGAGUAUAGAAUGAGAUAGAUCAUUCUGAUAUCCAGAUAUCAGUGAAUAUGACAUUAAAAUAUUAUAAGAAUAAUAGCUCAGAUUUCUGGUAGUAGGUAAAGGGGGUGACAAAUACCGUCUUAAAUUAAUAGUCUAAUAACUCUCAACUAUUCAUUCCACUUCAAUCAGUUUUGCGUAACUUGCCAGUUUAAAUUAUUUGCUAUCUCAUAGCUGUUUAAUUCUUAUUUAACUUCACUCAACUGUAUAACUGUGGUACUUUUUUUAAAGAUUCUUUUAAAAUCAAUUGCUUGUAUUCCAGCAGCUUUUUUUUACAUCUUGUAUGGAUCUGCAUGGUAUUUUUCACGAAUAAAUCUUGAAUGCGAUGAAAUUACUAAUUUCAAGGGUUUGUAAUAAAUCCAUAUCGGCUGUUCAUGGGUAACCAGCCGAACAUUUGAUUUAUAUUUUAAUUCUAGAAAUUUCGAAUAUAUAUAGGGAACUUCUGGAGAAGGAUCUGCUACCCAUUACACAAACACGACAAAGCUUCUCGAUUGAUUUUAAGUAUUGCCGACUUUCACCACCCUUGGUUCAUCAUGUGCAAGCAGUCUUACAAAUCAAUUUUAUCAUGCUACCAAUCAAUAACUCAUCAUUGUGUAACUAGGUCCCGAUUAGUUCAAACAUCUUUUCUGGAAAUAUCUGAUGUAUUCUGGAUUAAAGGUUGGUCUUGUUUGAUGGAAGCAUUCCGCACCGGCCUUGUCACAGGCACACAUUGCCAUGGCACAGUCGGUGUAGGGGUAAUCCGGAUCGUAGCUGCUUUCUCCCACUGUAGAUCAAAAUAAAAGAAUGAUACUUAUUAACCCUUUGACAUGUUUGAUGACAUGUCGGGGGAGGUGGCACCAGGGUAUUUGGGUAAGGAGGGGGGGGGGGCGACCUAUCAAUUGAAUUACCGGGCUAAUACUGAACGACCUACCUCAAUUUCAUACUAUUCUUCAUGCUCUAAUCCGUUUUCACCCUUUUCCAUGUACCUGAAAAAUCAUGGGGAGUGGCGCCCCGGUGACAGGGGAUAGGGUCACCAAGGUCCAAUUUGCUCUCAGGAACUUUAAAUAAAUUUCUCUGGCAAUUUUUCUCUUAACCAAUAGAAUACGACGAUUUCAUUAGCUUGUAACAGUUACCAUGUCUCAUUACUGAUAUAGGCUUAAUAGAAAGAUUAGUGAAACGGGUCACGUUUGGUUUUGCGUUUAUACAUGUAUGAAAUAAUGAAAUUCACAACUGAGAAUUAAACCUUAAUCAAUCUGCCAGCUGCAUUUGUGAUUUAAAUCAGUUUGCCAAACGUUAAACGGCACCUGGAAUUUGCGGGUGUAUCAAUAAUUUGGACGACGCUCUUUUGAUCUCGUUGAAAAGGUAUCUUCUGAUCUUGUUAAAUAUUUACUACAUCAUGUACAUCAAGCAAGUAUAGCGCAAACACCGAAUGAAUGAUAAUUUGGAUCUGCGCACAGGACGAGUUGGGUUCGAAUGGUUACAGUCACACCAACGAAAUCGACUUCAAACCGACCGAUUGUAUGUCAUUGGAAAUAAUGCAAUAGCUAUUGUCGGUCUGAAGACAGUUUGGCCUGACUGGGGCAUUCUACUUUGUUGGAAAGGUGGUAUAAGUUUUCUCACAGAUAAUAGUACAUACGUAUGAUUAAAGGUGUAUCACCCGUAAUUUUGCUAGAGAUAAUACACAUCAUCAUCAAGAUAACGAAACGGUUUUUAGUUAAGUGUUUAUCUAAUAAUCGUGCCAUACAAUUGCUUUCUGAGAGGUUAUUGUGUUGACUAUCAUGCUUAGCCGGAUGUUUCGUGAAUACAUGUGAUAUAUCGAAUUUAAAGAUGACAUUACUAAUACGAAAUGCAAUUUGUAACUUAUACUCAUUAGCGUACCUAGGGGGGGGGGGGGGGGGGGGGGCAGGGGGCAGACUGCCCCCUGACGAGUCACAACACAUGCAAGGGACAUAUCUCUGCCCCCCUGAUCCCUGACGAGCUAUGUGAAGACCUUUUUUUUGGAGGGGGGGCGGACGAAUUUGCCCCCCCCCCUUUGGAAAAUCAUAGGUACGCCACUGCUUACACUUCAACAUAAUCUUUGUCAUAAUACUUUCUGCAAUAUUCAAUGAAGGUCAGUAAAGGUUAUGGGUAUUAAGACCGUAAUUCUAACAUCAAUUAGCUUCAAUAAACCACUGGAAAACUUUUUUUAAUACAUGUAGAAAGCAUUUCAACACCUUUUGAUCAAUUUGUUCAUCUUUUAAAGUGCAUGUAAUCUUCAGACUUACGGAGAGAUACAUUUUCUGACUUACAAUUUAUUAAAAGGAAAUGUAGUCAUACAUGUUGCAUAAUGUCUCGCAAAUCUAACCAUGCCAACGGUCCCUAUUAUUGGACAGGAAAAGAGAGAAAAAUAUGAUAUUGGAUUACAUAAGAUAAUAUAUGCUUACAGCACAUGAUCUCGGAUCUAUAGGUCCCACACUGCAAGGCUUGGUAGUUAUAUGGGAUGAUGUAGGCGUGAUUGUAGCCUCGACACAUUCCACUGAACUGUACGGCAGUAUAGCAGUCAUCAUGGACCUGGCAACAUCUGAUUAAAAACAUAAUAUAUAAGUUUAUACACUCUUUUGUCUAGCUUGAUUUUGGACUCAUUUGUUUACUUCGUGCUUGACUUUAUAAAAUCGGUGAGUGCUGGGCAUGCUGGGGGUGGGGUGAUCUCACAAUAAAACAUGGAAUAUACAUGUAUAUCAUAGGGGAAUAAUCCCUGAAGGCUAUAACGGAACAACUGUUAAAUCCAAUUGUUAAUUGUAGAGCAUUGUGGCCCAGAGGAUAAGUCUUCUGACUUUGAAACAGAGGGUCGUGUGUUCGAACCCCGGCCAUGACGUGAUUUCCUUCAGCAAGAAAUUUAUCCACAUUGUGCUGCACUUGACCCAGGUGAUGUGAAUGGGUACCCGGCAUGAUUAAUUCCUCGAAUGUAUGAGCGCUGAAAGGCAGCUCGAGCUAAAGCCGGGGUAAUAAUGAUAAUAACAACGCGCCUCGGAAUAGAAUAUUUCUAGAUAGAUGGCGCUAUAUAAAUGCCUAUUAUUAUUAUUAAUCUGACCGUCCCAUCGCCGAUCUUAUAAAGUCAAACACCUAGUAAACCAAAUUAAGCUUGACAAAAAACAUGGUUUUAAUAUUUUAACACUUUUUUCGGUAAGUUUGCAAACAAUAACCUGUGAAGAUUAAUAUCAAAUUGUUGGUGAAUCAAUUCAAUAAAAAAUGUUUGCUGACACCUGUCUUUGUA
Molecule: messenger RNA, 5058 nt
Organism: Lytechinus pictus (painted urchin)
Lineage: Eukaryota; Metazoa; Echinodermata; Echinoidea; Temnopleuroida; Toxopneustidae
Exons: 2
Coding region: 428-1459 (343 amino acids)
Source: RefSeq, a predicted model, not a curated record